AUGACGGGGAAAGCGGGGGAAACGCUGAACAAACCCAAAUCCGAGACAGUGGCCAAGAGUACCUCCGGGAGCGCCCCGGCCAGGUGCACCGGGUUCGGCAUCCAGGAGAUCCUGGGCUUGAAUAAGGAGCCCCCUAGCUCCCACCCGCGAGCUGCCCUCGACAGCCUGGCCCCCGGGCACCUGCUGGCAGCGCGCUCAGUGCUCAGUCCCGCAGGAGUGGGCGGCAUGGGGCUGCUGGGGCCCGGGGGGCUCCCCGGCUUCUACGCGCAGCCCACCUUCCUGGAAGUGCUGUCCGACCCGCAGAGCGUCCACUUGCAGCCUUUGGGCAGAGCAUCGGGGCCGCUGGACACCAGCCAGACGGCCAGCUCCGAUUCUGAAGAUGUUUCGUCCAGCGAUCGAAAAAUGUCCAAAUCGGCAUUAAACCAGACCAAGAAACGCAAGAAACGGCGGCACAGGACAAUCUUUACCUCCUACCAGCUGGAGGAGCUGGAAAAGGCCUUCAAUGAGGCCCACUACCCGGACGUCUACGCGCGGGAGAUGUUGGCCAUGAAAACGGAGCUGCCCGAAGACAGAAUACAGGUCUGGUUCCAGAACCGGAGGGCCAAGUGGAGGAAGCGGGAGAAGUGCUGGGGCCGGAGCAGCGUGAUGGCCGAGUACGGGCUGUACGGGGCCAUGGUGCGCCACUCCAUCCCGCUGCCCGAGUCCAUCCUCAAGUCGGCCAAGGACGGCAUCAUGGACUCCUGCGCGCCCUGGCUGCUGGUUCAAGAUGGCUUUCCCAGGCGCUUUUCUAAACCCGAAUACCAACAAUUCUUUUUAGGGAUGCACAAAAAGUCGCUGGAGGCCGCGGCCGAGUCGGGGAGGAAGCCCGAGGCGGAGCGCCAGGCGCUGCCCAAGCUGGACAAGCUGGAGGCGGAGGAGCGGGGCGCUGAGCCCCCAGCGGCCAUGUCCCAGGAGGAACUGAGGGAGAACAGCAUCGCGGCCCUCCGGGCCAGGGCUCAGGAGCACAGCACCAAGGUGCUGGGGACUGUGCCGGGGCCCCCCGGGGAGCCCGAAGAGGAGGAGGCUUUGGACGAGGACAGGCCCUUGGAACCCAGCGCGGCGCCGCUAGAGGAUGUGGCUUAG
This is a messenger RNA of Sorex fumeus (smoky shrew), 1122 nucleotides long. RefSeq names its product visual system homeobox 2 (gene VSX2). The transcript has 5 exons. NCBI's taxonomy places the organism in Eukaryota, Metazoa, Chordata, Mammalia, Eulipotyphla, Soricidae. Gene Ontology annotation, biological process: regulation of transcription by RNA polymerase II. The record is from RefSeq and is a predicted model, not a curated record. Gene Ontology annotation, cellular component: nucleus. Bases 1 to 1122 code for a protein of 373 amino acids. Gene Ontology annotation, molecular function: DNA-binding transcription factor activity, RNA polymerase II-specific; sequence-specific double-stranded DNA binding.